UAUAUUUCGCUAUGGAGGGAUAUGAUUCUAGGAAGCCUCCGAGUGUUCGAGUAACCGUUCUAGAAGAUCCAAACAGCAGCCUUCAAGAACUUUUCAAUCCCGCCUCCCAGAGGCAACAGGUUCCUUUACAUCAACGUAAUCUACCGAAAUCUUUUUUCGUUCCACCUGGAGAUGUGAAUGACAGUUCUCGACUUUCCAAGCUUAACUCCGUACACAGCAACGAAAGAAAUUCUGCAGAUUUUGUGGUGUUCCAUAGUAAAGCGAAUUCAUCUCCAGCCUGUUUGGAUGCUGCACUUAGAACGUCUGUUUCUGCAAAUGUUCCUAAUCACAGCCAUCAAAAAAGUCUUGAUGUUGCUUCCAAAUACAAGACGGAAUUUAGCCCAGAUUUUGCUUUCUCCGGUUCGUGUAGCCCGGGAUUGUUUCAGGGACAAAGAAACUCACAACAAACUGCACUACUUUAUGGACCCACCAUGACGUUUGCUAUAAGCGAGCUUCCCGUUGGAUUUGACAUGGCGAUAAAUGAGAGCAAUCAGGUAUAUUUUCUAAAUCAUCAAACACAAGAAACCACAUGGUUUGAUCCUAGAAUACCAGAAAAGUUCCAGAAGUGGGGUAUGACUCCAGAAGAACUAGAGCAAGUGCACUUACGCUACGCUAAACAAUUUUUAUGCACAAUCCCGUCUUCGAAUUUGAAUGUAUGUGUUCAACAGGUUGAUCGAAUAUCACCAUCACUUGUGUCUAGUCCAAACUCCUGCGUUCCUGCAUCAUCACCAUCGGGUUUCCUUAACAAAAACCAAUCUGGAGUACCAUCGCCUAUGGCAUCUAUAUCUGUUUCACCGAACUCAUCAACAUCUGGACUUCCUUUGCAUAAUUUACCAUUGAAUUCGUCUUCUACUUGUACAAAUGUUCAAAAUCGUCUAAGAUCAACCAUUGCUGUAAAUAAUAAUAACAGUAAUAAUAGUAACAAUGGUAAUGAUGGCAACAAUAAUCAAAAUAUUGCAGCUACCCAUCGUUCUCAUCCAAAUCAGUUGCCUUAUCCUCAUCAUCAACAUUCACAUCAAGUAAAUGAACAAUUACAAACAUCCGGUGGUAUACAACAUCAACGACAACAUUCACAAGGUCUCCCUGUACAAUCUCAACCAACAAGUCAAUCGCUUGUAACGCAUUUUCGCUCUUGUAGUCAGCCAGUUUCCAUGUCCAGUGGUCGAGAUUGUGGUUCCAAUACAGGUGUAAUACUAAGUUCAAACUCAUCGGGUGUAUCUACAGCCACAACAACAGUAACAGGAACUUUGGGUCAGACUCAACUUCGGAUUCCUGGAAGUUUAGGUGGCAUUCUAUCAUCAAGUUCCUCACUUACAGGUCUAUGUGGUUCGAAUGUAAAUACUGGUCAACAAGGGUGCGUUACCGGUUCCAUUAGUACAUCAUCUGGACAAUUGGUCCAAGGACUUGAAUGCUUACGAUUGAAUGCAUCAGUUACUUCUACAAGUGCAUUAAAUAACUCCAAUCAUGUGCUGCUUGAUCAACAACAAAUCCCCAAAACACAAAGAGUUCAACAACCUCAAUUCAUUCUGUCAGCUAAUUCCGGUAUAGUUUAUGGAUCAAACAUAAAUACGGCUGCAGCACGAAUUGUUGGCACAGUGUUACCUACUACUCCCCAACCUGGUAAUCAACAUUCACAUCAAAGCAGUAUGGAUAGUGGAGUGGGUCAGUCUCUCACAGGUCAAUCAAACCCUAGUGCUAAUCAAACUCCUGAGCAUACUGUUAUGCUAUUUUGUGAUCCAAGCAUUGGUGCUUGUGGUGCAGAACAUAUGGAAGGAAUCGCUUAUCCGAAUGAAGAACUCAUUUGUACAGGAUUUAACGAUUUCGACAAUAUUGAUAUUUCAGAUAUGAGUACUUAGUGUACUCGUUAGAUUUUUCUGGUUCCUUCAAAUGUUCAAUCAUCAAAUGAUCGACUAACUGACAAGUAUUGUCAAAUGAUCAAUCAGUCAAACACGGCAUUUCGAUUUCUUAAUAGGAUAUGACUUUCGUAAUUUGAGACACCUUACUUUCACUUCGUUUAAUAUAAAUAUAUAUGCCUAUGUUAUUGUAAACAACAACUAACUUACUUUUUACAAAAUGAGUAGUAUAAUUUCUUUUGUGCAAAAAACGAG
This is a messenger RNA of Schistosoma mattheei, 2147 nucleotides long. The record is from the annotation of a GenBank genome assembly. NCBI's taxonomy places the organism in Eukaryota, Metazoa, Platyhelminthes, Trematoda, Strigeidida, Schistosomatidae.